AUGGUAAAAAAUGAGCUGGAGAGGCUUCUCAAAGUUGGGUUCAUCAAAACUGAAAGAUAUGCUGGUGAACUGAGCAGCCCUUCAUGGAUGAACAUUCAAGCUACAACCAGAUCUUUACAACGGCAGAAGAUACACCCAAAAUUACAUUCCGAUGUCCAAAUGCCCUUGGAGCUUUUAAGCGGGUUCAAGUACCCCUCCUACAGAGAGCACCAUGCAGAUCUCAGGAGAGCAUUGACUAUAAUGAGAAAAUAUGGCUUGAAGAUAAAUCCCUUGAAAUAUGCCUUUAAAGUUUCAACAAGAAAUUUCUUGGGAUUUAUGGUUCAUCAAAAGGGCAUCGACGUUGAUGAGAAUAAAGCCAGAGUUGCUCUUGAAACACAACCUCUUAGCAAUAAGAAGGAGCUCCAAAGAUUCCUGGGGCAAAUUAACUUUCUCAAAAGAUUCAUCUCCAAUUUUGCUGAGAAAGUCCAGAGAUAUAGUAAUAUGGAGAAGACAAAAUUGUUUCAAGCACCGGCAGAACCAGAAGUGCCCCUUGUUUCAAAGAGAGGAGGACGAGUUAGUCACAUUUCAUUUGAUGGUCAGAGAAUUUCUAGCCAGACAAUUAAAAACCGAGUUUCAUGUCGUAAAGCAAUGAAAAAAGCUAUUGAAUUAGCUGAACAGAUGAAUACAAAAGGAAUUCAAGUACAAAUUGUAGGGCGUAUCAACGGAAAAGAAAUUGCACGUGUUGACUGGAUCAGAGAAGGUAGAGUUCCUCUACAAACAAUUCGAGCUAAAAUCGAUUAUUGUUCCUAUACUGUUCAAACUCUUUAUGGGGUAUUGGGAAUCAAAAUUUGGAUAUUUGGAGACGAGGAAUAA
Molecule: messenger RNA, 852 nt
Organism: Tripterygium wilfordii
Lineage: Eukaryota; Viridiplantae; Streptophyta; Magnoliopsida; Celastrales; Celastraceae
Product: 30S ribosomal protein S3, chloroplastic-like
Exons: 5
Coding region: 1-852 (283 amino acids)
Biological process (GO): translation
Cellular component (GO): cytosolic small ribosomal subunit
Molecular function (GO): structural constituent of ribosome
Source: RefSeq, a predicted model, not a curated record